This is a messenger RNA of Sinocyclocheilus rhinocerous, 3807 nucleotides long. RefSeq names its product DEAH (Asp-Glu-Ala-His) box polypeptide 34. The record is from RefSeq and is a predicted model, not a curated record. Gene Ontology annotation, molecular function: helicase activity; ATP binding; RNA binding. The transcript is spliced from 15 exons. NCBI's taxonomy places the organism in Eukaryota, Metazoa, Chordata, Actinopteri, Cypriniformes, Cyprinidae. Gene Ontology annotation, cellular component: intracellular anatomical structure.
UGCUUGAGCUGUUGGAGUAGGAACUAUUAUGUGUUGAACCGGACUGUAAACACAGACGGACCAGGAAGUUGGAACUGUCCCUUCAAGUUAACGCUCCGGUUUCGUGAAGCGUAAAUAUGACAAAAAUGUAGCCAUCAAAUGUGCUUUACAAUACCUGAGAGAAAUCUACUAGAAAUACCAACAAUGAUAAUGUGAAAUUAAUGUGAGAUGUAUGAAUAUUUGGACAGUUGUGCGUUGUAAACUUGGAAGUAAUUGAAAGCCGUCUCUGGUUAAAGAUGUCCCAUGAGCGAGAGGAGAGUCGGAGCUGGGACUGGGACAGUCCUCAUUGUCGAGCCCAGCUGGACGAGGUGUUUUUCCGCCAGCAUGACUACAUCCAGACGGGCAGCGCCGAACACAAGGAGUUCUGGAGCUUCUUUGAGCGCUUCCAGAGAUUCAGAGCCAAGAGAGAGAUGUCAGCAGCGAAAUCCAGCAGGCAGGAAUCACACGAGGGAAAAGACAGGAAGUCUGAGUCUGUGGAUCUGGGGCUUCCAAAGGAUUACGAUGCCAGGUACAGGAUCAACAUCUCAGUGUGCUCCAAAGACAUAGAGGAGCUCCUGGGAGGAUCUGAGCACAAGAGGCGCAGGGGCCCCUCUGGUCCUGGCAGGCAGGAGAUCACAGACUGCCGUCUUGCCCUCCUCCAUUUCCUAGAUUUCAACCAGAAGCAGAGCUUCAACAAGCUUUCUAAGUUAAGAAAGGAGCAGAAGAGCCUCCCCAUCUUCCAGUACCGGGACAGGAUAGUGGAGCUGGUGCGGACUCAUCCUGUGGUGGUGGUGGCUGGAGACACGGGAUGUGGGAAGUCCACACAGGUGCCCCAGUAUCUGCUGGCAUCAGGGUUCAACCACAUAGCCUGUACUCAACCUCGCCGCAUUGCCUGCAUCUCACUGGCCAAGAGAGUCAGCUUUGAGAGCCUCAACCAGUACGGCUCCAAGGUUGGGUACCAGAUCCGCUUUGAGAGCAGCCGCACCACAGCUACCAAACUGCUGUUCCUGACCGAGGGUCUCCUGCUCCGGCAGAUCCAGCGGGACGCUUCCCUGGGCCAGUACCAGGUGCUGAUCGUGGACGAGGUGCAUGAGAGACACCUGCACUGUGACUUCCUGCUGGGAGUGCUGCGUUCCCUUCUGCCCCUGCGCCCAGACCUGCGGCUGGUCCUCAUGUCGGCCACCAUCAACAUCAAACUCUUCUCCAGCUAUUUCAACAGUGCACCUGUUCUGCAGGUGCCAGGCAGACUCUUCCCCAUUCAGGUGAUCUACCAGCCCAUUCCUCCAGAAGAGCAGGUGUCCCGCUCGGAGAAACUGGACCCGCGGCCGUAUCUGCGUGUGCUGCAGGGUAUUGACCAGCGGUACCCGCCGGAGGAGAGAGGAGACCUGCUGCUGUUCCUCAGCGGAGUGGCUGAGAUCUCCACCAUCCAGGAGGCCUGUCAGACAUACGCCACACACACUCAGCGCUGGAUCGUCCUCCCUCUGCACAGCACUCUCUCACUGGCCCAGCAGGAUAAGGUACUUCUGAUCCCACCAACUUUUAUGUCAUCAUCCUUGCCAAAAUUGCUUAUUUUCUUCAUGUUGAAACAUCAUUGAUGUUUCUUAAUAGGAAAGGUGAAAGAGAUGAGUUUUGAUCCAAAGGCCAAGAUGCAGAGGCUGCAGGAGUUCUGGAUCAGCAGGGCCAGUUCUGAACAGAGGAAGGGACGAGCGGGCAGAACUGGCCCGGGAGUCUGUUACCGCCUCUACUCUGAAUCUGAUUACGACGCUUUCGCCCCAUAUCCUGUUCCUGAGAUCCACAGGGUGGCGCUAGACUCCCUCAUCCUACAGAUGAAGAGCAUGGGUCUGGGUGACCCUCGCACUUUUGCCUUCAUAGACCCUCCUCCCGCUUCUAGUAUUCAGACUGCAGUGAUGUAUCUGAAAGAACAGGGGGCGCUAGAUGAACACGGGGAGCUCACUCCCAUUGGCAGGCUGCUGGCUCAACUGCCUGUGGAUGUGGUCAUUGGAAAAAUGUUGGUUUUGGGUUCAGUCUUCAAGCUGGUGGAGCCGGUGUUGACCGUUGCCGCUGCGCUGAGUGUCCAGUCUCCAUUUCUGCGCAGUGCUCAGCACAACCCUGACUGCUUCACCACUCGCCAGCCCCUGAACAGCAACCAGGGUGACCCCUUCACUCUGAUGAAUACCUUUAAUGCCUGGGUGCAGGUGAAAGCAGACAGAGGAAGUGGCUCCAGAAAGUGGUGCAGAAGGAGAGGGCUGGAGGAACAGAGGCUUUAUGAGAUGGUCAACCUCAGACGACAGUUCAAAGAGCUGCUGCGGACUCACGGUCUGCUGGAGGUGGAUACAGGCGGCAGGACAGAGCCACAGGACCGAGCCCGGCGCAGAGAGAGACUUACGGAGAGACAGAAGCUCCACCAGCUGAAACGAGAUCAUGAGCUCCGGGAGAGCACUAAGAGGAAAGUUCUGCGCCUGGAGGAAGGACUGGAGGGAGACACACUGUCUGGGUCUGACGAUGAGGCAGCAGGAUCAAGCAAGAAGAGAAGAGAUGAUGCUGAACAGAAUGUGGACAUACAGGAAGUCAAGUUCAAAUUGCGUCACAAUGUGAAUGAGCUGCAGGAAGCUGCAUAUGCCAGUGCAGAUCUGUCGUCACGGCAGCAGGCUCUGCUUAAACUGGUGCUGUGCCGCGGUCUUUACCCACAGCUGGCCAUGCCAGAUGAGCACAAUGCAACCCGCAAAGACUCAGAGCAGGUGUUUCACACACGUAAUAAACAAGGUGUUGUGGUCCACCCAACCAGCGUGUUUGCCAUUGACCCUGAAGUUCUGCACGUCCCUGAGCACGAGUCCAGCGAGUUUGGUGCUGAUAAAGGGCAGAGCAACAGGCAUCAGUUACUGGCUUUCGUUACUCUGCUAGAAACAAACAAGCCUUACAUCUCGAACUGUUUGCGGGUUCCAGCACUACAGGCUCUGCUGCUGGUGGCCAGCUCUGUGGACAGUAACGCUGACUGCACGCGGGUGGUGGUGGACGGCUGGCUGGAGCUGGGCUUGACUGACGGAGCGCUGAAGGUGCUCUCCUCGGCCCUCAGUCUGCGGGGUGAAUGGGAGAGGCUGCUUCAGGCUCAGCUCGGACAUGGUUCGUCCACUGGACUCGGGGCAGGUGGGCCCAAAGUGUCCCGCAGAGAACUGGAUAAGCUCAGUGAGGGACUCGUGCGGUUUCUGUUGUACACUGAGGUUAGUUACAGUCUGAGGCGUCUGACAGCGCUGCAGUCUCAGAACCUGUACAUCGGACCGCAACUGGAUCCAGAUCUGUCUUCCGCUUCAGCUAUGGGCUCUCUGUUUCCUGGAAUGAAGGCCGAACCAGAUCCCAUCAAAGGAGGCCUGCGUUUGUGCAGCUACUUUACCUACAACUGUCUGUGUGACUCUAAGGACCUGUACAGUGAAUGUUUACGCAGUUUUUGGAGCUGCCCUCACUGUGACCUUUAUAUGCCCCUGACGCCCUUGGAGCGCAUGCAACACGAGGCCACUUGCAGGCCGCCAGAGGAACAGCAGCCUGAGGAAGAGUCUGACAGUGAAAAAACAUCCUCAUCAUCUUCAUCGUGUCUGACCAGGGUCUACCACUGUGACAUCUGUAAUAAAGACCUGACUCUCACCUCAACAGAGAUCCUAAAACACAAGCGCCAGCACCUGUCCUGAGCUCACACAUGGGUACAUGCUCACACUUUAAGACCUUUUCUGUCCAUCCAGCUCUUCUGUAUUUAUAUUUUCUCCAUACCAUUUUUAAAUAAAUGUGAAACUCUCAAUA